GGUGACGGGGAUGAUGGGCAUGGCGGGCCUCAGAGACGGGCUCACACGUACGACGCGCCCCGCCCUCGCCUCCCGCCACGUGGAGCGCCGCCCCCUUCCCCCUCCGUCCCCGCCCUCUCUAUAAAUGCGGGGGCCUGGCGCCGCGCCGAGCUUACCUGGAACAGAGGCAGACAGCCACCGUCGCCGAGCGCGCAGCGCAGCACCUGACCGAGGACGGGUUGGGUACCCCGUGCAUCGUCGCCGGAGCAGGGAUGGGGAGGCAGCCGUGCUGCGACAAGGUGGGCGUGAAGAAGGGCCCGUGGACGGCGGAGGAGGACCAGAAGCUCGUCGGCUUCCUCCUCACCCACGGCCACUGCUGCUGGCGCGUCGUCCCCAAGCUCGCAGGGCUGCUGAGGUGCGGGAAGAGCUGCCGGCUCCGGUGGACCAACUACCUGAGGCCCGACCUCAAGAGGGGCCUCCUCUCCGACGACGAGGAGCGGCUCGUCAUCGACCUCCACGCGCGGCUCGGGAACAGGUGGUCCAAGAUCGCGGCGCAGCUGCCCGGGAGGACGGACAACGAGAUCAAGAACCACUGGAACACCCACAUCCGGAAGAAGCUCGUCCGGAUGGGGAUCGACCCCGUCACCCACCUCCCGUUGCAGGAGGCCCCCGCCGCUGCUGCUCCCGGAGAGCAGGAGAGCCACCUGCCUCCGCCGCCGGCGCCGCAGCAGGAGCACCAGCCUCCUAGCGAUGGCGGGUUGGUGCUGCAGGAGGACGACGCGGGCGAGGAGGACCUGCCGAUGAUCCAGGCGCACGAGAUCACCACGGUGCCACCGGCGGCGCCAACCGCGCCGGCGGCGAGCAACUGCGGCUCGGUUUCUUCUGCCUCCGCCUCCGGCGGCUCCGCGUCCGUGGUCUCGCCGUCCUGCUCCUCCUCGGCCUCGGCCUCGGCGGUGUCCGGCGUGGAGGCGACGGAGUGGCCGGAGCCCCUGUACCUGUUCGGCACGGACGGCAUCAUGGACGCCGCCUGGGACGACCUCUUCCCCGUCACCGGCGGCGGCGGCGGCGGCAUGGGCGGCGUGGACCCGUUCGACGGCUACCCGGGCGGCGGCUUCGACCAAGACGACGACUCGAUGUGACGCGCGUGAUCCGUCCUAGCAAUGCACAUAGAUUCGCCGUGGCUUCUUCUUCGAUCCAUCUCGCUUAGCACCAUAGGCCCAUAGCGGCAUAGCCUAGCUUUAGUCUCCAUGCUUUCUCUUUCAACCAUGGCGUGCGCGCGGCCAUGGCCGCCGAUCCGUGCCAUGGUCCGCCGUCGAACUUGAAUCGAGCGUCGAUAAACAAGAAUUGGCAAAAAUCGAGUGCGGCAGAGUCUAUGGUGACGCGUCCGGUGAUGAUCGAUUCAGCUGCCCAGUUUGGUCGGCGGACGCCGUGGCCACGGGAGUCUCCGGAGCUGUGAUCCUGGCAUCCUGCGUGGCGGCGCGCGCACGCGUGAGCCGGCUGGUGUCAGCUUCCGCGUUCUCGUGCGGCGGUGCUCCGGACACUCUCCGGCCGGGGCGGUGGCGCCGGCUGUCGCGACGCGGGCGUACGUGGCGAGCGGGAGCGCGCGUCGCCGCUUCUUUGACCGCUAAAUAACAUGCCAAGAUCGUGGUUCCAUUCA
Panicum virgatum (switchgrass) is the source of this 1636-nucleotide messenger RNA. Its product is annotated as MYB-like transcription factor ODO1. The record is from RefSeq and is a predicted model, not a curated record. Lineage: Eukaryota; Viridiplantae; Streptophyta; Magnoliopsida; Poales; Poaceae. The transcript is spliced from 3 exons. The coding region runs from base 252 to 1118 and encodes 288 amino acids.